Eruca vesicaria subsp. sativa (arugula) is the source of this 1058-nucleotide messenger RNA. The record is from the annotation of a GenBank genome assembly. NCBI's taxonomy places the organism in Eukaryota, Viridiplantae, Streptophyta, Magnoliopsida, Brassicales, Brassicaceae.
AUGGCUCUCGAAGUCUGCGUGAAAGCCGCCGUUGGUGCCCCUGAUGCUCUCGGCGACUGCCCGUUCAGCCAACGGGUCCUUCUCACCCUGGAGGAGAAGAACCAGCCCUACAAGAUCCAUCUCAUUAACCUCUCCGACAAACCUCAGUGGUUCUUAGACAUUAAUCCUCAAGGGAAAGUACCUGUGCUUAAGAUCGACGACAAGUGGGUACCUGAUUCCGACAUCAUCGUCACUAUUCUCGACGACAAGUAUCCAAACCCAUCUCUCAAGACUCCUCCUCAGUUUGCCUCCGUUGGAUCCAACAUCUUCAGCACUUUCGUGAGUUUCCUCAAGAGCAAAGACUCCAAUGACGGAACCGAACAGGCCUUGCUUGUUGAGCUAGAAGCUCUGGAGGAUCAUCUCAAGUCUCAUGAUGGUCCUUUCAUCGCUGGUGAGAGAGUCACUGAGGUGGAUCUAAGCUUAGCACCCAAGCUUCAUUAUCUCAAGGUCGCUCUUGGCCAUUUCAAAAGCUGGUCUGUCCCUGGGAGCUUGUCCCAUGUUAAUGGCUACAUGAAAGCUUUGUUCUCUCUUGACUCCUUUGAGAAGACAAAGACUGAGGAGAAGUAUGUUAUCUCUGGAUGGGCUCCCAAGGUCAACCCUUGAAAGAACUAGCUCAAGAGUGUCUUCAGUAAGAAAAUAAUGUUAUUGGACUUGUAUUGUAUCGAUGAAAGAUUUCCUAAAUUCCAAGGAUAGCCAUGUUAAACAAACUUCUUCUGAACACUUUAUGCCUCUUGUUUCCAUGUCUCUCACUAACCUUCCACCUAAUUUAGGUUUGCCAGUGUUUACAUAGCCCAUGAUCAUGGAUGUGUAGAUCUUCUUGUCUGGCAUUAAAACGUAGCUCUUCAAGCUUUCAAAUGCCUCUGUUGCUCGCUCAAGAUUGUCUGAUUUACUGUAUAUUUGAAUCAAUAUAGUGGCAGUCGAAAUGUCUGGAAAGAUCCCAUUUUGGGACAUUUUCUUUAGAAUUCUCUCAACAUCUUCAGUGUGGUUCUCUUUGGAAUGGAAAUGUAUUGAGUUUUGAG